Impatiens glandulifera is the source of this 705-nucleotide messenger RNA. RefSeq names its product LIM domain-containing protein PLIM2c-like. Gene Ontology annotation, molecular function: actin filament binding. Gene Ontology annotation, biological process: actin filament bundle assembly. NCBI's taxonomy places the organism in Eukaryota, Viridiplantae, Streptophyta, Magnoliopsida, Ericales, Balsaminaceae. Bases 28 to 705 code for a protein of 225 amino acids. Gene Ontology annotation, cellular component: actin cytoskeleton; plasma membrane. The transcript is spliced from 5 exons. The record is from RefSeq and is a predicted model, not a curated record.
AAGAUCUAGCGAGAGAGGGAGAAAAAAAUGGCAUUUACAGGAACCCUAGAUAAAUGCAAGGCUUGUGAUAAAACUGUGUAUUUUGUUGAUUUGUUGACUGCUGAUGGAGUAACUUAUCACAAGUAUUGUUUCAAAUGUAGCCACUGCAAAGGAACUCUUGUGAUGAGCAAUUACUCUUCCAUGGAUGGAGUUCUUUAUUGCAAGACUCAUUUUGAACAGCUUUUCAAGGAAUCAGGCAAUUUCAGCAAGAAUUUCCAAUCAUCUGGGAAGCCUGAGAGGGAAAAUUCACUGACAAAAGCCCACAAGCUCUCAUCUUUAUUCUCUGGAACCAUAGACAAAUGUCCAGCAUGUGGAAAGAUUGUUUAUCCACUAGAAAAGGUAACAAUGGAAGGAGAGUCUUUCCACAAAUCUUGCUUCAAAUGUGCACAUGGAGGUUGUCCUCUAACACAUUCAUCUUAUGCUGCUCUUAAUGGUGUUCUCUACUGCAAGCACCACUUUGCUCAGCUGUUCAUGGAGAAGGGAAGUUACUCUCAUGUCCUAGAGGCCACCACUCACCAUAGAAGAAGUAGUUCUGUGCCCUCCAUUGAGAUUGAGAAUGAUCUCGAUGAGCCUAUUAAGGAACAACCCCACGACGAUCCCGAGAACAUCAAACAAGACGACGAUGAUGAAGACGAUAAGAAAAACAAUAAAGAAGACGAAGAUUAA